AUGAUUCCGGAGAUUUCAGUUAUUCGCCAGGUGGCGGAGAACAUUGAGGUCCCGUACAAGGUGACCCAGAUGCUUGACUCUGACGCUGAGGUGCGUCUUGACCAGAUCGUUGGCCAGCUCAGUCUUCCUAUUGAGUACCUGAAGGAUGUCGCCCAGAGCUUUUAUGCCGAAUUGGUGAACGGAUUGAAGGCACACCGUCGCCAUCGUAACCUAUGGCUACCGAACGAGUGCAGUUUCAAAAUGCUUGAUUCUCACAUCACCACCGUUCCAACGGGUGAGGAGACGGGAUGUUACUAUGCCAUUGACUUCGGAGGUUCGAACCUUAGAUCUGUGCGUAUCAACGUAAAGGGAAAGGGUACCAUGGAGCGUAUGCAAUCUACGUUCAGCCUUCGUCACGCCACGGCUCUGAGGCCCAAAGGACUGCUUGACCGCACUGCCACUGCCACCGAACUUUUCGACCACUUCGCAAAGAGCAUUGGAACCCUUAUGGAAGAAUCCGGUGAUGCUAAGGACUCCAACAAGAUCUACCCAGUCGGCUUCACCUUCUCGUUCCCCUGCACCAUGCUCACCAAACGCAACGCCAUUCUUCUUGACUGGACGAAGGGUUUCGAAACUGGUCGCGACACCAACGAACAGGUGGAGGGCCGUGACAUUGGAAUGCUCAUGGACGACGCCUUCAAGCGCAACAACGUCAACGGCAGGGUGUCCAUCAUUCUCAACGACACCGUCGGCACCCUCAUGUCCGUGGCUUACCAGAAGCCCCAGGGCUACCCUGAAUGCCGCGUCGGACUCAUCUUAGGCACUGGGUUCAACGUGUGUUACGUGGAGCACGAGUACAUCCGCUACGGCUACAUUGGAAAGGUUAUCAACAUUGAGUGCGGGAACUUCGACAAGGAGCUGCCCAUCACCCCUGUGGACUACGAGAUCGACUGGUACACGUCGAACAGUGGCCGUGGUAAAAUGGAGAAACUGAUUGCCGGGGCAUACCUGGGUGAAAUUAUCCGCCGCAACAUGCUUCUCUAUCUUAGCGAAAAGGCCACCGCCAACAUGUGGAAGGUUGGCACAUUCACUGCCGUGGACGCCGCCGACAUCGUCAACGACAAAUCCGAAGACUACGCAAAGGCGCGCGAAAUCGCUAAGAAAACCUGGGAUGCUGACUUCGACCAAAAAUCGCUUAGAGGUCUUCGCCGUAUAUGUGAGGCUGUGUUUGACAGAUCUGCGGGUCUGGCCGCUGCUGCCAUCGUGGCCACUGCGCGCAGAACCCUCGCCCACGCCACCAGCAAGAUCACCUGCGCCGUGGAUGGUUCUCUGUACGUGAAGAACGAGUGGUACCGCGAGCGCAUGCUCCACUACAUGGAGAAGGUCUCCAGGCCCGACCUUGUCGGUUCGGUGGUCAUGUACGCGUGCGACGACGGCUCUGGCAAGGGUGCUGCCAUCGCGGCGGCCAUGAUAGGCGCUGAAGAGUAA
Molecule: messenger RNA, 1467 nt
Organism: Babesia ovata
Lineage: Eukaryota; Apicomplexa; Aconoidasida; Piroplasmida; Babesiidae
Product: hexokinase
Exons: 1
Coding region: 1-1467 (488 amino acids)
Biological process (GO): glucose 6-phosphate metabolic process; glycolytic process; intracellular glucose homeostasis
Cellular component (GO): cytosol; mitochondrion
Molecular function (GO): ATP binding; mannokinase activity; fructokinase activity
Source: RefSeq, a predicted model, not a curated record